CUCUUCCUGUAAGCGGCCAGGGGUGACCUGUGAAGAUGGUUCGCUACUCUCUUGACCCAGAGAACCCCACAAAGUCAUGCAAAUCAAGAGGUUCAAACCUUCGUGUUCACUUUAAGAACACUCGGGAAACUGCCCAAGCCAUCAAGGGUAUGCAUAUCCGCAAAGCCACCAAGUACCUGAAGGAUGUCACCUUAAAGAAACAGUGUGUGCCAUUCCGGCGGUAUAAUGGUGGAGUCGGUCGCUGCGCCCAGGCUAAACAGUGGGGCUGGACACAGGGACGGUGGCCAAAAAAGAGUGCUGAAUUUUUGCUGCACAUGCUUAAAAACGCAGAGAGUAAUGCUGAACUUAAGGGUUUAGACGUGGAUUCUCUAGUCAUUGAACACAUCCAGGUGAACAAAGCACCUAAGAUGCGCCGACGAACCUACAGAGCUCAUGGCCGGAUUAACCCUUACAUGAGCUCCCCCUGCCACAUUGAGAUGAUCCUCACUGAGAAGGAACAGAUCGUUCCAAAGCCAGAAGAGGAGGUUGCACAGAAGAAAAAGAUAUCCCAGAAGAAACUGAAGAAACAAAAACUCAUGGCACGGGAAUAAAUUCAGCAUAAAAUAAAUGCAGAUCAAGUAAAGGUC
Molecule: messenger RNA, 626 nt
Organism: Apodemus sylvaticus (European woodmouse)
Lineage: Eukaryota; Metazoa; Chordata; Mammalia; Rodentia; Muridae
Gene: Rpl17
Product: ribosomal protein L17
Exons: 7
Coding region: 36-590 (184 amino acids)
Biological process (GO): cytoplasmic translation
Cellular component (GO): cytosolic large ribosomal subunit; ribosome
Molecular function (GO): structural constituent of ribosome
Source: RefSeq, a predicted model, not a curated record